Messenger RNA from Vigna radiata var. radiata (mung bean), 570 nucleotides. Its product is annotated as GDSL esterase/lipase At2g03980-like. The transcript has 3 exons. Gene Ontology annotation, molecular function: hydrolase activity, acting on ester bonds. Bases 1 to 570 code for a protein of 189 amino acids. The record is from RefSeq and is a predicted model, not a curated record. NCBI's taxonomy places the organism in Eukaryota, Viridiplantae, Streptophyta, Magnoliopsida, Fabales, Fabaceae.
AUGCACGGCAAACCUACCGGGCGAGCAACAAAUGGAAAAACUGUGGCUGAUUUCCGCGGCAACAAGAGCUUUGCUUUUUUCCUUCUUACUGAAAUAACCCUGCGCUUCAAGACAAUGUAUGGCCUAGGAGCAAGAAAAUUUAUCGUGAACAACAUUCCCCCAGCAGGUUGCUUUCCAUCAAAAGCUAUCCACACAAGACCAGUAGGAAAAUGUGAUGAGAAAAUAAACAAAGGGAUCACCUUUUACAAUAAGAAGUUGCGUGAAGUACUCCAUGAGCUCCAAUCAAAGCUUCCUGGCUUCACCUUUAUACAUGCAGAUCUCUAUGGGUUCCUUAAGAAAAUGCGGAAAAUUGGAAGUUAUUAUGGGAUAUUGGAAACAUGGAAACCUUGUUGCCCCAAUACCAUUUAUGGUGAUCUCGAAUGCCAACCCAGCACUGUUCCCUGUCCUAACAGAAACACUCAUCUUUUCUUUGAUCAAUACCACCCUUCCGAAAUCGCAAACAAAGAAUAUGCAUGGCUAUGCUUCAAUGAGAAGAUUAUUUGCAAGCAGUGGGGUCUCAAACUGUUCUAG